UCAAUGCUAAAAUGCAAUAAUGUAAAAUAUCUCUUAAUCUCCCAUUAUAUUGCGUAUUAUAAUCGUAUAUGUAUGCCAUGCAUUCAUUUCGUCAUAAUUAGCAUACAUGUUUUGGAAAUAGUUGUACAUGAAAAAUAACAAUCUCAGUUGUUUGGCUCGAAUAAGAGAGCGUUCGAUUAAAGACUCCGGGUCAGAAUCGGAGGGCGGGCGGUAGAAGUCCUCCUGUGUUGGCGCACCACCUUUUGUAACAUAGCAACAAGCGCUCCUCUAACGUCACUUCCCUAGCGCGGGAUGGUAUCCUAUGCAGCUGUCCGGUAGAAGUAAACAGCCCUGUUUUGGUUUAGGUUAAUUCAAUUAAUCGACCAAUUUAACGCGUUACAUCUUAAAACGUGGGGUUAGUUCUCAACGACCUUCUGACGGGUGAUCUGCUGAGAGGGACUGGGUUGUUUUGUUCCGCGGUGGAACCGCGAGGCGUUGCUGUUCACCCCAUGAACGCGUUCUGCUGGAGCUUCUGAUGUAUUAAAACUUUAAAUCCAUCUCUUCAUCGGUGUCCCACCGGCCUCUCAUACUCGUUCUGACUGGUGCCAUGAAGCUACAGUGUGAUGUCGAGGUCGUCAACCGCAUGCUCCCCUCGUUCGGUAUGAAGAACCGAGGGAAGGGCGCCCGAGCGGUGCUCUCAAUCGGGAAGCACCUGGACAAAACCACCCAGAGGACCAGCGUCUACAUGAUCAUCUGCACGGCCAAGGACAGGACAGGCUCCAAGUACAAGCUGAAGGACAACAUUGAGAAGUUCUUCACGUGGUUCGUCGAGGAGGGCAAAGCCACCGUCCGGAUCAAAGAACCAGCUAUUGACAUAUGUUUGAGCAAGGCCGACGCCAACAGCCUGAAGAGCUUCCUCUCCGCGGCGCGGCUGGCCGACCGCGGCAGCGACACCAGCAGCCUCCCGCUGGCCACCCUGACCCCGGUCCGCGCCCGCGACGUGGAGAAGCCCAAGAAGAAGCUCACCAUCGUCUCCAAGAAGGACUACCCGCUCGCCUCCAGCUUCCCCUACUCCCUGGAGCAGCUGCAGGUGUCCUACUGCAAGCUCUCGCGCGUGGACAUGAGGAUGCUGUCCCUCAAAGCUCUUCGUAAGCUGGACCUCAGCAACAACCACAUCAAGAAGCUCCCGGCCACCAUCGGGGACCUGGGCUGCCUCGCCGAGCUCAUCCUGCACAACAACCAGCUGGAGAGCUUCAGCGAGGCCCUGUGCCUGUCCACCCUGCAGCGCACCCUCCAGCACCUGGACCUCAGUCAGAACCGCCUGAAGGGCCUGCCCUCCCAGUUCUCCCAGCUCCGGGAGCUGGUCAACCUCAAGCUGGACGACAACAAGCUCCAGUGGCUGCCCUUCCGCGUGGGCCGGCUCUCCAAGCUGAGGUUCCUGUCAGCCGCGCACAACCAGCUGGCCCUGCUGCCCGGCGACUUCCGCAGGCUGAGCCUGGAGAACCUGGACCUGUUCGGGAACCCCUUCACCCCGCCCAACCCCCUGGACCACAGCAUCCACCUCACCUUCCCGCUGUCGCUCCAGGAGCUGGCCAGCAGGGCGGUGGUCAACCUCAGGGUGCCGUACGGACCGCAGCACCUCCCCGCCCACCUCUGCCGGGACCUGGAGGUCUCCGAGGCCUGCGACUGCGGCAGCGCCUGCGUCAGCUUCUUCAUCCAGACGGCGGUUAGCAUGAACCUGCACCAGGUGUCUCACACGGUGGUUCUGGUGGACGACAUGGGCGGCACCGAGGCCCCGGUGCAGCAGCACUUCUGCUCGCUGUCCUGCUACUCCCAGUUCCUCGACAACUGCCUCCAGAGGGGCGGGCGGUAGGGUGCCGGUGGACCCCCAGGAGGGUGGGCUGUGACGGACAACAUGCCCCAGACCAAAGCCUUAUUUCCAGGCUUUUGUUUCUUGAAAAUUUUACUUUUGGGACGUUGAUGUUGUCGGCCACAUGACAUCGUUUUUCCAGAUGCGAUGGACGAGAGGGAUUUUUACAAUGCUGCAUAAUUCAUAGGGAUCCUGGCUGCUCUCUUCCUAGCGGUGAUGUGAUGCAAAGGACAGACGCUGUUAUCGAAAGCACUCCGCACCGCCUGCAUCCUCAUUCCACCUCCUCCGACCAAACACGUCUUGCUUGCACUUUGAUGGUUGGAACACACACACACACACACACACACACACACACACACACACACACACACACACACACACACACACACACACACACACACACACACACACACACACACACACACACACACACACACACACACACACACACACACACACACACACACAGUUCUAUUAUCUUCUUGAUACUAAAAGUCAUGGUUUCUUUCCUCAUUCAAUUGCGAAAUGCAGAUCAUCAUUCUGCCUCGCCCUACUUCUGUGAAGUAUGAAAUCAGAGAUAUUCAUCUUGCUUUCCUCAACCAGAUAUGUAUUUUUGUCAAACAGUGUUUGUUUUUACCGAGCAAUUAUUUUAAAUAUAUGAAAAAUAAAUACAUAAAACGGGU
Messenger RNA from Gadus macrocephalus (Pacific cod), 2532 nucleotides. RefSeq names its product leucine rich repeat protein 1 (gene lrr1). Gene Ontology annotation, molecular function: protein binding. The transcript has 5 exons. NCBI's taxonomy places the organism in Eukaryota, Metazoa, Chordata, Actinopteri, Gadiformes, Gadidae. The record is from RefSeq and is a predicted model, not a curated record. The coding region runs from base 587 to 1852 and encodes 421 amino acids.